AAGCAGCAUAUUUCAUCCAUUUCCAUUCACUCUCCACAGGAAAAACCAACCCCAUAUAAUAUAACAUCUAACAGGCUUUUUGGCGCAGCAUAAACCUUCCCUAAAAUCCCUCUAAUCACCCCAUAAAAGUUUCCAUAACCAAAGAAAACUAGAUAAACAAAUAAACAGAUCAGAAGACUGUAAAUGGAGGUAAGGUUUUUAACAUGGUUCCUAUUCAUAUUGUGUACUCAAAGUUUAACAUGUUUGGGGUUUGAAGGCUUUCCCACAACAAAAGUUGAAGAUUUCAACCUCACUGAACCAAAAUUUGGAGGAGAGCUUCAUGUGAGACACACAGAUGCAAACAUCUCAAUUGGAUUAUAUGCAGAAAUUGAAAGAAGAGGAUUAGAGGGAAAGCAUGAACUUAUUUUUGACAGAAAGGGAGCGUCCGGACAGAAAGGAAAGGGAACGUAUGGUAGUGGAAAUCCGACUCAUCGUCAACAUAACAGUAAUGCUCCAGCUUCACCAUCAUCAAGUAUUUGUUUCGUGUCUACUGUUAUGAGAUACAUAAGCUUGGCAGCUUUCAUGGUAGUGUUGCUGCUUGGGGCGUUUUAACUUUCAAUAAGCGACUCUAUCAUCAAGUAUUUGUUUCAUGUCAGGCUUUUAAUAAUUUCUGGGACUUUGUUUCAUGAACAGUUUCUUUCAAUUCAUGGAAAGCCAAUGUGGUUAAUAAUGUAUGCCAGGUUUCUGCAAUUACUUGUGUGACUUGUUAACUAUGAUUGUUUUAUUAAAAAGUGUUACUGA
Molecule: messenger RNA, 780 nt
Organism: Mangifera indica (mango)
Lineage: Eukaryota; Viridiplantae; Streptophyta; Magnoliopsida; Sapindales; Anacardiaceae
Exons: 2
Coding region: 184-591 (135 amino acids)
Source: RefSeq, a predicted model, not a curated record